Messenger RNA from Caenorhabditis briggsae, 1596 nucleotides. The record is from RefSeq and is a predicted model, not a curated record. The coding region runs from base 1 to 1596 and encodes 531 amino acids. Gene Ontology annotation, molecular function: UDP-glycosyltransferase activity. The transcript has 7 exons. Lineage: Eukaryota; Metazoa; Nematoda; Chromadorea; Rhabditida; Rhabditidae.
AUGCUUCAUCAAAUUGUACUUCUCUUCCUGGUUGUUCCAAAUGUUGUUUCUUAUAAUUUCCUGGUCAUUUCUCCAGUAUAUGGGUUCAGUCAUAUGAAAUAUAUGGCAGCACUAGCUAAUCAUUUAGCAAGAGCAGGACAUAAUGUGACAUACUUCCAACCAUUUGUAGUGGAUGAGUACCAUAAUCACAAUCUAAUCGAAGAAAAAUCAAUUGUAAUCUGGAAUUAUUAUCACGAUGAAGAUGGCAUGCAGCACAUCCCGUCGCAAGGAUGUAUGCGUUCUGCAUGGGAUUCAUCAAUGUAUCAAUCCGAUGUUGGAGCAGCUAUUCUUCUAUCCCGAUACCUCUAUCCUGCAUUUGAGCAUAUGUGCAGAAAAAUGUUUGAGGACACUGAGUUACAUUUCGAAUUGAAGGCUCGUCAGUACGACGUGGUGCUGUCAGAAGCAUUUGAUUUUUGUGGAUUGUACCUUGCCAGCUAUCUGGACAUGCGUUCCAUCAUUUCAACUUUCACGGGAAACCGACUGAACGCUUUGGCUCCUGUACUAGGGGAACCAUCGUUCCUACAUUACCUACCAGCUCCAACCUCAACGUACGGAGAUGGAGCAACUAUUUGGGAUAGAGCCAACGAUGUCUGGCACAAAAUAUUCUCAUCCUACGGAUUCGCUAAACUGUUUGAAAUGCAGUACCAGCAAGUCAAAAAGUUGACAAACGGAAAAGUUAAGCACUGGAAAGAAAUUAUCCAUGACGUCACUUAUCAUUUCUCAAAUUCCAAUCCUUAUCUAGAUUUUGUGAUCCCAACUAUCCCUAAAGUAGUUCCAAUUGGAGGGAUUACUGUAGACCAGGAUGACUGGAAUGCAAAAGAUAAUCAUUCGGAAGAGUUGGAGCAGUUGCUCAACGAAAGGAAGCAUACCGUAUUUAUCUCGUUCGGGUCUAUGGUCAGAUCUGUAGACAUGCCAGCUGAAUACAAGGAGUCAAUGAUAAAAGUUUUCCACGACCACCCAAACAUCACAUUCCUAUGGAAAUAUGAGAUGCCGAAUGAUCAAGAUCUAGUCAAAAAGCUUCCGAAGAACGUACAUCUCGCUAAAUGGUUUUCACAGAAUGCACUUCUAAGCGACAAGCGGGUUGACCUUUUUGUAACGCACGGUGGACUAGGAAGUACUAUGGAAUUGGCAAAUGCAGCGAAACCAGCUAUAGUGAUUCCACUAUUUGCUGAUCAACCUGGAAAUGCGAAGAUGAUAGAGCGACACCAAAGUGUGGAAAUAUACCCAAAACUAGAAAUUCCCAAUUGGAAAAAACUCAGCAACUUGCUUCAAAAAAUGCUCAACACCAACUUCUACCAAGAACAUGCCAAUCGACUAGCUGACACCUUACGAUUUCAACCUAUUCCACCUGCAGAUCUUAUGGUGAAACACGCCGAGAAUGCGGCACGUUUUGGCAGAAUGCCAAAUCUUGUACCGUAUGCAAAAGAUAUGGGUUUUGUUGAGUUCUAUAAUUUGGAUCUUAUUUUGUUGUUUAGUUCUAUUAUGGCCGUUUGUAUCUGGUCUGCUUAUUAUGUGUAUACAAAAAUCAAAGGGUCUCUAAAAUUGAAAAUUGAAUAA